Messenger RNA from Sclerotinia sclerotiorum 1980 UF-70, 1560 nucleotides. RefSeq lists its product as hypothetical. Gene Ontology annotation, biological process: protein phosphorylation; meiotic recombination checkpoint signaling. NCBI's taxonomy places the organism in Eukaryota, Fungi, Ascomycota, Leotiomycetes, Helotiales, Sclerotiniaceae. Gene Ontology annotation, molecular function: ATP binding; protein serine/threonine kinase activity. The transcript is spliced from 5 exons. Gene Ontology annotation, cellular component: nucleus; cytoplasm. Bases 1 to 1560 code for a protein of 519 amino acids. The record is from RefSeq and is a predicted model, not a curated record.
AUGUACUUUCGAAAUCGCUUCACAAUCUCCAACCAUGUCCUCGGUAGUGGUAUUGCUGGAGAGGUAUUCCUUGCCAAUCGUGUUGGCACAUCAAAGCAAGUGGCCUGUAAAGUUGUCAAAUUAAGCUCUUCCGGACAAGCGCUUUCCGGCUCUCUAAUCCAAACGGAAUCAAAUCAGCAAUAUGACGCCGACUUGAGGAGGAGAACAUACCUACGAGAGGUUUGCAUACUUUCCAGACUUAAUCAUCCGAAUAUUAUCAGCAUCGAGAAAGCCUUUCUCUCCAGCGACAGGCUAUAUCUGUUCACAGAACUUGCUGCAGCAGGAGACUUAUACACCUACUUCGAUUCUUGUGAUAAUAGACUUGGAGACGGACAUGCCCGCCUCAUUACGAGACAGAUCGCUCUAGCUCUGGAGUAUCUUCAUUCAAAAGGAAUCGCACAUAGGGAUAUAAAAAUGGAGAAUAUUCUCAUCACAAACACAGAUGUUGGGUCUCGGGUCAUUCUUACAGACUUUGGUCUUGCCAAUCACACAGAAAAAUCAACCGGCAGACUUUUCUCUUGUGUAGGCACCGAGGGUUAUGUUGCACCUGAAAUUGUAGGUUCCGAUUCGACUUUAAGUCGUGGCUAUACGACAGCAGCGGACAUGUGGUCAUUCGGAAUUUUGACAUGGAGUUUGCUCACUGGUGAGAGCGCAAUUCCUCGAGGUCGGUUGUCCCAACUUGAAGAGAUUGAAGCUACAAAAAACUUUAUUUCGUCCGAUGAAAAAGAGGCAGCAGAGAAGUGGUCUUACCUCCACACGAGAGCUCGUUCCUUUUUGCGGGGACUUUUGGCUAUUGAUGCAGGACAACGCAUGACUGCUGUUCAAACAGUCAAUCAUCCAUGGUACAAGGAGACUUCUGCUUCUCUUGCCAUAGAGCAGGCAUAUGCACGAGCUAUACAAUUUUGGAAACCACGAGGCGACGGAGAUGUUCUAGAAUAUUUACCAGAAUAUGUAGCACCGGCAGGAGGAGGAGUUGGCCCAGUUCGUCGAAAACGCUUGCCUGACGCUACUUCGUCGCCCUACUUCAACCUUGACCGCCAUCUGCAGUCAAGGUCUCCGCAGAUAGCGAAACGCAGACAGAUACUUGACGAUCUGAAAGAGUCUGGAGAAUCCUUCAUGGAUGCUGAGUCGCAACAGAACAUACCUACACAUAACACGAGGAUCAGCGAUCAGAUUUCGGUGAAUUCUGUUGCUGGUAGUGAUUUAUUCGGAAGCCACACAGCUUUAAUGAAUAAACAAAUAGCAAACAGUGCGAAUUUCAGCGAUCAGACAUCAGAGAAUGUGAGCAAAACAGGAAUGAACCAAAGAGCGACAGGAGAUUCUCAGAGUCUUAAGUCUUCUACUAAAGCUAACAAUGCUUGUUCAAGCACCUUAAAUAAUGCGAGAGUAAGAAAAGAAACAGAUCCUGCCAACCAAGGGAUUCACGAUGCCGCCUCACAGCUUUUAACUGGAUUUUGUUCGGCCAAGGUUUUCAUGGACAAGGUUAAGGUGGUCAGAAAAGAAAAGAUCAUGAAGACUUGA